UCCUGAUUGGAUUGUAACGCUUACAUGUACCGCGUUAGGCUUAUUUGUUGUAUAUGUGUUUCAUAAAGUCAGAGGUCCGGCUUGUUUGAAGAAAUGCAUCCAUGAAAUAAUGGCCCGUUCAGAGAAGCCCCUUUUCCGAAUCGCGUACACACUGUACACUAAAACCAGACUUGGCUACAUGUACUACAAAAGGCAAAUGAAGAAAGCCCGUGAACAUUACCCUUCUGGACAUUCCACGUCUCAACCCACGGACUUCAAUGGUAUCAAAAUAAUUCCCAUCUCUGUGCUGUCUGACAACUACAGCUAUCUCAUAAUUGACACAGCCUCCAGUGUUGCUGUUGUUGUAGACCCUGCAGAUCCACAAACAGUUCAGGCUGUUCUUGAGGAAGAGGGGGUGAUGUUAGAAGCAAUACUCUGCACACACAAGCAUUGGGACCACAGUGGGGGAAAUAAAGGCUUAAAAAAGCUUCACAGCUCCUGCAGAGUCUAUGGAAAUGCUGCUGAUAACAUUCCUGGCCUCACACACCCCCUCUCUCACAAGGACUCAGUCACAGUUGGCUGUAUGAACUUUAUGGCCCUCUUCACACCUGGGCACACAGUUGGCCAUAUGAUCUAUCUACUGGAUGGCCGGGUGGUGGGUGCACCCCCCUGUCUCUUCUCAGGUGAUCUGGUAUUCCUUUCAGGAUGUGGGAGAAUGUUUGAAGGAAAUCCCUCAACAAUGCUAUCAUCUCUGGACACAGUUGCAUCUUUAAGUGAUGAUACUCUGGUGUGGCCUGGUCAUGAGUAUGCGGAGGACAACCUGCUGUUUGCUGCUGAGGUUGAGCCACGCAACGUUGCCAGGGAAAAUAAAUAUCAGUGGGUUCUGCAGCAGAGAAGCCAGAAAUUGUGCACGGUGAGAAUGAGUCCCUCCACACUCCAAGAAGAGAAGCAGUACAAUCCUUUUCUGCGCAGCCACUCUGCGGAGCUUCAUCUGGCCUUGGGCAUCCAGCAGUUCCAGGAUGAAGACUGGACCCAGUUCAGGUCUCGGGUGUUAGAGGAACUGAGAAAACGCAAGGAUCUCUAUAACAACAGAUAGCUGGGGAACAGAGGAAUAAACCCACAUGUGAAAGAGACGGUGAUAUGAAAGCAACGCAGUUGUAAAAUGCUGUUAAAACACUACAUUUGGUCAACACAACCAAUUUUACAAAUUUAAAGAGGCAUAAAUACAUUUUUAAUUUUUGUUAGAGAUGACAAGGAUCAAAGUUACAACUUGAUAAGUACAAGAUUCUAUUAACUCAGCCAGUUACCUUAACGUUUUUUUUUAUUUUGUUCAUUUUGCCUGUAUUGCCUCUGUAACUGAUCACUUCCAAGAUUUACAGUCACUGUGUAUCAGCACGUAAGUAAAACAAAAUGUUGACUGAUGAGAGUGUAAUUAGUCGAGGUGGUACGAGAAUGUAAUUAAGCACUACGGAACUAGGACUGGAUGUUCACAUAAUCCGUGGAAGAUCUGGCGCAACAAAAAGGUGACUGUUUUGGUGCUCUGCAGAAAAACAGUUCUGAAGGCAUCUUGUCUCCUACAGAUACUGGUACGUUACAGGAAACUCUAACAUCCAAACCUAUCCCACUUCUCCCCACAGCAAACUAUUAUUUUUAACUAAUUGUACUCACUUGGAGAUUGCAUUAGAACAUGUUUAAUUUUAUUCUAGGAAUACACCUAACAUUUCAGUUUAUUGUCAUGGGGGGCACAAGGGAGAACAAAAAGGAGCUUGACUCUUAAUUUGUUCUCCCACUAUAAGAAAACAAGAAUAAACGCACACACACAAAAAAAAAAACAACAACACAUGUAACAUAACAUUUUUCAGGGGGCCACUCUCCGAUAGUUUCAUACUUCCAGCAGAUAGUCUAACCCAGUGAUCAUCAACUGUAUGCCCACAGGCCAAAUCAGGCCCCCCUGGCUCCCUAUCUGGCCCCCAGAGAAUUAUUAAACUCAGAAAAUAUAAAAAGGGUUUUGCUUAACUUUUUUCUUGAAGUUUGAAUAAAACCUUUCACCUAGCAACUUAUCAAACAAGAAGCACACAAGUAUAUUUCUAUAAUUUGACAUGGUAAACGCAUUCUUAUCAUUCUUAUCUUGAUUAAAGCUGCUGUUUUUUUGUAUCAAAAUUUAACAUUAA
Molecule: messenger RNA, 2150 nt
Organism: Cheilinus undulatus (humphead wrasse)
Lineage: Eukaryota; Metazoa; Chordata; Actinopteri; Labriformes; Labridae
Gene: pnkd
Product: PNKD metallo-beta-lactamase domain containing
Exons: 9
Coding region: 110-1075 (321 amino acids)
Cellular component (GO): mitochondrion
Molecular function (GO): hydroxyacylglutathione hydrolase activity
Source: RefSeq, a predicted model, not a curated record